AUGUUAAGUUUAAAAAAAGAUCAACGAAAACAUUUAGAAUUAUUGUGCCAUCGUUCUUCGGAAGAUGUUGUGGAGCUAUAUACAGGUGUGGUACAACAAGCAGUUGAGGCACUUAUUGCCUUACUCAUUAAUGCCACUAAGAGCAAUGCUAGUGAGUUUGAUCUGCAACGUUUACAACAGGAGGAAGGCUAUAGUAAUGACGUCAUGGAAGUGUUGACACAAUUCGUAAGCAGCAAACGACAUUUCGUUGAGGGGUCGAUCAAGUCGGCUAAUAUUCGAGCAUAUCGUUUGGUUAACAUUGAAUGGCGUUUGGAGGUGCGAUUAGCUACACGAAGCCUAUUACAGCAAAGUAAUAUACGAGUAACAAUGAAGUUAUAUUUACACACCGAACCAAAAAAUGAAAACAGAGAUCUCCUUGAAGAUGGUGGAGGACAGUCAAUUCAUUCUGAUGAAAGACGAAAUCGUAAGGACCUGUUAGUGCAAACCGAUUUGAGUAGUUUGGUACAUAUGAUUCAAGUAUUAGAAAAUGCUCUUUAUGAAUCGAAAAACAGACGAAUACGCAACAUCGUUAGUGCAAUCCAUUGAUAAACAAUAGUAUUAUACGUCUUUAACACUAUUUUAUUAAAAUUAAAACUACCAAUAUAAAUAUA
Zeugodacus cucurbitae (melon fly) is the source of this 650-nucleotide messenger RNA. RefSeq names its product COMM domain-containing protein 2. The transcript has 2 exons. Lineage: Eukaryota; Metazoa; Arthropoda; Insecta; Diptera; Tephritidae. The record is from RefSeq and is a predicted model, not a curated record. The coding region runs from base 1 to 585 and encodes 194 amino acids.